Messenger RNA from Halichondria panicea, 813 nucleotides. Its product is annotated as transmembrane protein 50A-like. Gene Ontology annotation, biological process: protein targeting to vacuole; late endosome to vacuole transport via multivesicular body sorting pathway. Bases 49 to 657 code for a protein of 202 amino acids. NCBI's taxonomy places the organism in Eukaryota, Metazoa, Porifera, Demospongiae, Suberitida, Halichondriidae. The record is from RefSeq and is a predicted model, not a curated record. The transcript is spliced from 5 exons.
UCAGCACUUUUUCUGAAGAAUAAACGUUUGAGAGACAUAGAAACAAAAAUGAGUGGCUGUUUAGACAAAGUAGAUUGUCGCUGUAGCUGUGACUGUGACUGUUGGCAGGGCUUGAAGGAUCGACUAACACCCAAGAGGAACAUGCUGGCCUCUGUAGUGUCAGGGAUACUAUUUUCUGCUGGCUGGUGGGCAGUCAUUGACGGUUUCACAGAACAUGUAGAGCCGAUUUAUGCAUCGUAUUUCAUCAGUGGGAUACUCUCAACCAUUGCUUUACUAAUGAUCAAUGCUGUGUCCACGGGGCAAGUGACAGGUGAUGCGUACACUGAGGGCUGUCUGGGGAGGAAGGGGGCUAGGGCCUGGCUAUUUGUGGGGUUUGCUCUGGCCUUUGGGGGACUCAUCAGCUCUCUCUGGAUCUUCGUUCAGCAGUUUAUUGUCCCAGCUGUAACGUGUAGUCCCACAAUCUUUCCACCCUCAAACAAUACCAAUGCAACAUUUGACGAGAUGUUAGCCAACACCACGACCACGACCACCAUCCUACCAGCUGCUCAGUGCAUACCAUACUGGUGGCAGGGAAGCUCUGUCUUCAUUCAGAACAUUCUCAUCUUCCUCAGUGCGCUGGUAUUCAAGUUUGGCCGAACUGAAGAGGAUGGUUGGUAGAGACGUGCAGGCGGUGGAUAAACAACACUUAUAAUAAUUAUUAUAGCUACAUAGUUAUACUCAUUCAAUGUUUUACGUUCUCAGUCAUUGUUUUGAAAUAAGAUGCACGUAAACACUAUGUUUCGUUUUAAACCACAAGAUUGUUCGAGAAAUGCG